Didymodactylos carnosus is the source of this 3144-nucleotide messenger RNA. NCBI's taxonomy places the organism in Eukaryota, Metazoa, Rotifera, Eurotatoria, Philodinida, Philodinidae. The record is from the annotation of a GenBank genome assembly.
CACUGGACGUCUCUCCAUUCCGAGAAAUAUAAAAGAAAAGUGUACUGAUAAUAUAUUCCGUACUCUAUAGAAAUAGAUGUUUAUAUUUCUAUCAUAUUCUCUGAACAAAAGAUCGUGUAGAGUGUAGAUACACCUCAGAAUGCUCAAAAACACAGUUUUCUUUUUAAUAUGAGACAUCUCAGAGCAGUGAGCAUCUUGUCAUUCGGGAAAAUUAUAAAAGAAAUACAAUGCAAAAUAAGUAGUUGAACAAGAUGAUGCAUUCCUGAGAUAUCGUUUGUUUCUACUAACUUUAAAUAUUUCAACGGUACUAGAUAUUGCCCUCAAGUUUAUUAUUUGAUAUGUUUCUUUAACUAUGACCGUAUGUGUUACUCUUUAUCAUCAAAUGUUUUUUAUUUAUUUCCAGGAAAAGAGAUUGUAUGUGCAUUAAAUCGUCUAGUAGUUCAUAAAUUAUUUUCAUUAAUAAAUUGUUCCUAUUUGGAAUUAGAUGGACGAAUUCGUGCAUUACGACAAAUUCGAAGUUUAGGAGAACAAAUAAUUGAUGAUUUGUUAUUAAAUCAUCAAAAUCCACAACAAAUAACAGCUACACUCUGGUCAGCCGUGAGAGCGAGAGGAUGUCAGUUUCUUGGACCAGCUAUGCAAGAAGAAGUAUUGAAAUUAAUAUUAUUAGCGUUAAUGGAUGGUUCUGCUCUAUCGCGAAAAGUUUUAGUUUUAUUUGUUGUUCAAAAAUUAGCACCACAAUAUCCAAGAGCAUCGAAAACAAGUGUUGGACAUGUUGUACAAUUAUUAUAUCGUGCAUCAUGUUUUAAAGUUCAAAAACGUGAAGAUGAAUCAUCGUUAAUGCAAUUAAAAAUACAAUAUCGUACCUAUGAAAAAUUACGAAGUGAACAUGAUGCACAAAUCAUUGCCAUUGCACAAGAACAAGGUCUACAUAUUUCACCUGAACAAUGGUCAUCCUUAUUGUAUGGUGAUACACAACAUAAACAACAAUUAGAAUCAAUUAUUGAAAAAAUGAUUACAUCCGAUUCAUUUGAUAAAUCUAUUAAAGAAUUUCAAAUGGUUAUAGCACGAAAUGGUGAUCCACAUUAUUUACAACGACUAAUACCUGAUUUUGAAUUUCUUGAGAAAAUUUCAUAUGAAUCAGAGUUAACAUCGACAUCACCCAUACGACAUUUUGACUCGAUGUCACCAAUAUUAGGUAGUAACGGUACAAUGGUUAAAAGUCGAGAAUUAAAUACAUCCUGGCAAUUUUUAUGUCAAGCAUUGAAUUCAUCAAAAUCAAUUUUACAAGCAUUAAUCGAUUAUAAUGAUUCAUCAAAACAGCAAAAUCAUCAACAACAAUCAUCAUCGUCAUCAUUAGCCACAUCUCCACUUGGUGGAUGUGGUAGUGAUUCAUUAUAUGGCACGGAUCCCUCAAGUUCAAGUGGUAUAUCAUCGUCAACGUCUGUUUCUAAAUAUAAAAUAUCGAUGUGUCGUGAUUUCACUCAAAAAGGUUCAUGUCCAAGAAGUUUACGUUGCACAUUUGCACAUUCAAAACAAGAAAUAGACAAAUUUCGUACAAGAAAUCGACGUGCCUGUCUUCAAUUACAACCAUCAUCACCGACUUCAAUAACAGGACAACAAUCAAUUCCUUCUCCUACACCAGUACAACAAUAUCAAUCAUUGCUAUCCUCUUCUCUAGCAUUAACAACAACAACAAAUCCAUUAAACGGUUUAAUACCCUCUUGGCUUCCCACACUUCCAAUUCAUUCUUCUCAAACAGACAAUUUUCUUACACAGCAACAACAUUACCAUCACCAUCAUUAUCAUCAUUUACAACAAAUACCUGUCUCACAAACAUUACAAGCACCACCAAUGAUUCUUCCUACCGUAACAUCGAGUACUCAAAUUGUUGCCGAAGCUGCACAAGAGUUAAUUAAUCGAGCCCAAGUACAAGCCUACUAUCAACAUCAACCAAUAACACAACAACGCAAUCCACAUCUUGUCACAGUGCAAAUGUCACCAUCAUCACAUCAACAACAAUCUAUGAUGCCUCUGACUACUCCCAUUUAUCAUCAGCAGCAACACCAUCAACCAUCUCAUAUCUAUCAUUCACCACGUGAAUGUCAAUCAACUGCUCCACUCUUACAGCAACCACAAUCCAUCACUCGUCCAUCUGUUUAUCAAACGCUUCAUUCUGUUCCUCCAUCAAUGAUUGAUAGUAGCAAUCAACAACGAAAUAAUUUUAUACAUCAACUAAAAAAUACAAAUUUUGAACUACAGCAAAAUUAUACAAAUCAUUCAUUGACACUCGAUUCAACAUGCAAUAAAUCAAAAAUUCAUGAAGAUGGGUACAUUGAUUUAGUUAACAAAAUGAUUGGCAUGAACGCUGCUUUUAUUCCAACCGGUGAUAAAAAUUGUUCACAACAAGUAAAUUUCGGUCAUUUAUUUUCGACAAACUCUACCGAUGGUUUUUAUUCUCCCAUGUCUCAUAUUCAACAACAACAACCACGUCUGACACCUGCAUCACAAAAUUUUAGAAAUGAUCAACAGUCAUUUUUCACUAGCGAUAAUUAUAGAAAUAAUAAUAAUCAUCAGACAAUUCAGACAACGGAAUUAGGUAAUUAUUGUCUUGCAUCAGUCGGUUCAUCAUCUUUAUUACAGUCGGAUAGUCGAAGUAUAUCUGUAUUAUCCACUAUUGGUAAAAAUGAAGAGAACUUAUCAUUUUCCACGAAAAAUUCAUCAUUACCGUCAUUAAUUGAAAUUGAAACAAAUCUGAAUGUUGAUGUUGAUCGUACAUCAUUUGUUAACAAUGAAAAUUCAAAAGAUUUAAUCAAUUUAGAUAUGGUCGCUUCUAUCGAAGCAAGUCUCUUAGCAAAUAACCGUCACUCUCAUAAUGGUAAAAAUGGCUUAUCACAAUCAAAUACAAGUUUACAAAAUUUUGACGAAGAAGAACCAUGUUGGAACGGUCAUAAUAACAAAGAUAACAAUCAUAAUCAAUAUCCACCGUUAUUUUUACAACAAACAGUACCAAGUACUACUACCUCUCAAUGUGGUAAUCGUUUCUCUUAUUUUGGUGAUAUAUCGACAACAGGAUCCUAUUUUUACCAUCAUUCUGAUACACCGCCACCAUCGGCAUCAUUUGGUAUCACACUCGGAGCUCAUUAG